Molecule: messenger RNA, 2819 nt
Organism: Hyposmocoma kahamanoa
Lineage: Eukaryota; Metazoa; Arthropoda; Insecta; Lepidoptera; Cosmopterigidae
Product: zinc finger protein 184-like
Exons: 10
Coding region: 189-1811 (540 amino acids)
Biological process (GO): regulation of transcription by RNA polymerase II
Molecular function (GO): DNA-binding transcription factor activity; RNA polymerase II cis-regulatory region sequence-specific DNA binding
Source: RefSeq, a predicted model, not a curated record
CCGUUACCUUCACACUUGAUGUUUUUGGAGUUUCUCUUUCGCGUUCAUUUAGCCGCGAGUUUGAUGUUUUUCCCACCGGAAUGUUCAAAAUUCUUAUCAACACGUUUCGUUUUAGUAGAUUUCUGUGUCGUGCACGAAACAUCCAAUUCUGGUUGAAGAAACAUUGGUAAUGAAUAUUUGAGGUGUGCAUGAUGUUCACUACAAACGCUGUGCAGACCGGCACAGUGCCGACUCUUCAGUAUCAGGAGCAUACUAUUAAAAAAUCAAAUCCUAACAAUUUGGAGAAUGCAGAUCAUAAAGAGGAGGUCAACCAACAGCAAGAAGACCAGCAAACCCAGGAAUUCCCUACAUUUUGCUACACAACAAAUGUCAACAUGAUUGGCAAGAUAAAUACUGGGACAGCAAGUGGAGCAGGUGGCACUGUUGCUGGUGGUGUGAACAUUGCACAUCUUACCACCAGUGAUGACAAGACAUGCUACAUCGCACAACCAUUUUCAUACAACUAUGCACUGGUCAAUCAGAUGCAAAUUGCCCCAAAUGGUAUUCAGAAUACGAUAUCGAACAUUAGUUUCAAAUGUGAUGUGUGUGGUCUUAUGUUUGGACACCUUUCUUUGCUAAAUGCUCACAAAAGAAUACAUGCUCAAGAUACAGAUAGCAAUAUAACAGUAGUGGCCACAGGAGUGAGUGCUAGUAAUGAAGUAGCCAUGCCUCCACAUAUACAGAUUCUUUCUGCAGAUCAUAGUGAACAACAGCAGCAUCAUGUGCAGAUGCAAGACACUAAACCAAUAAUCAUAGACAAAGUUCAAAAAUGCAUCACCUGUGGAGGUCAUAUAGCCAACAAUCCAAAGAGAAAAGGUCCCAAACUCAUUCGGUGUGAAAACUGUAUUGCACAAGACUCUAUUGACCAGCAGAGAAAUACCCAGUUGAAUGCAACGCAGAUUUUCGUCGCGUCUGAAGACAAUGUAAAGUUUGAAGUGGGUGGCGUGAGCGGCGUGCAGCCGGCAUCUGAUCCACUCGCCAGCUCGCAAACCAAUCAGCAAACACAACAGAAACCUUUAAUGGGCCAUCACCCAGUGAAAAAACGAAGUCUGGCAUCAGUAACAAAAUGUCAAAACUGCAAUGGUUCAGGCAUAAUCUUCAUUGGUGGUAACAAGAACAAAUUGAACCAGUCAAAUGCUGAUAAGCCAUUCCACUGCAACAUUUGCGGAGGAUCUUUCUCACGGUAUUCCUCGUUAUGGUCGCACAAGAAACUGCAUUCUGGAGAGAAAAACUUCAAAUGUGGCAUCUGUGGUAUUGCAUUUGCUAAAGCUGUCUAUCUCAAAAACCAUUCGAGAAUUCAUACAGGCGAAAAGCCUUACAGAUGUAACACGUGCGGUAUGCAGUUUUCUCAAUCGCCACAUCUGAAAAACCACGAGAGAACACAUUCUGGCGAAAAACCUUACGUUUGUGAAGUAUGCGACAAAGGGUUCGCGCGACACGCAACAUUAUGGAAUCACCGGCGCAUUCACACCGGCGAGAAACCUUAUAAAUGUGAACAAUGCGGGUCGGCAUUCAGUCAAGCGGCACAUCUCAAGAAUCACGCGAAAGUGCAUUCAGGGGAGAAGCCUUUCAAAUGCGACAUUUGCCCUGCCGCCUUUGCCGAUCGGUUUGCGCUCAAGCGGCACAGAGGAAUACACGACAAAUAUGGCCAAACAGCGCCGCUUCCAUCGCGAAUACAGCAGAACCAGCAAGACCAACAGCAACAGCAAACUGAACAGCAAAACGCACAACCCGCUGUUGAAGUCGAACACCACGCAGAGCAGGCCCUAUGAGUCUAGCAUACCUUUUCAGUUAGUUAUUAACCCCACCCACCUCUCAUAACCGACUGAAAAGUACAUAAAAUUCAUUAUUGAAGUACUGAAAAUAAUGCAAUAAUUAUCAUUACAGAACUUCCAUUUAUUAGAUAUUUUUUUUGUCAUACAAACCCAUAUAUUUGAGAUGUGUAAAUAUUAUGAAUUUUCAAUUUAUGACAAAGCUCAACGAAACUAAAUUAAGAGUUUGAGGAACAUAAUUGUUACGACGCAAUAUCAUGUUGGGUUUACAUUUACCAGAAACGAGUAACACAUGCAUUGUAGUCUUGUUACGAAUCGAUUCAGAAUAAAAACACUUGACCAUUUUGUUCAUAUAUUGUAACACAAUCUGUCAAUCCUUAAUUAACAAACCACACUUAUGAGGAAUAACAUUUGUAACUAGGUCUAACGUCUUGAAGCGUAAUAAUGUUCUUGUCGUAUGCGCUUAUUAGUUUAAUUACAUAACUUAUUUUCGUUUUGCCUUAAUGUAAUGAUGAUUUAUGUAAAAUAUUUCUCAAAUGGACUAUGAGCUUCGUUAUUUAUCAAAACAACGCUGAUCGUCAGCCGGCAUAAUAGAUUAAUCUAUACAUAAUGAGUAGGGUUUACGGCAUUUACUGUACCGUAAAAUCUACACUUGAAAUAUACAUAAUUAAUUUGUGCGCAACGCAAUAUUAUAUACAAUAUUAUAAUGCACUUAGUGCAUUAUUGAAUUUCCGGAUCUUUGAUUGAAUUUUAUAUUUUAAAUGGUUAUAAUUGGCUGUGGAUACGCUAUACUCCAACAUACACAUGUUAUAAUUUUGAGAAUCAUGGAAAUGUCUGUUGAAACAUUACCAAUUUUUUGUACAUAAAUUAGGCAUGAGUUUAUACGCCUAAUUGUGAUUUAGUAUAUAGCAUAUCCAGGAACUUGACAAUUUAGUUUCGAAUGGACGGGAUGAACUUACACAAUAACACAUAUUUUGGUGUAUUAUGUUGUAGGCAUAUUUUGUUAAG